AGACAAAAAAUUCUCAGUGAAGUAGUGAUAUCGGGUGAAAUCCCAGUUUUUCACGAAAAUGGAUAGUGAAAUCAAACCAAUGCACAAAAGCAAACACUUCCCUAUAGACCAGUUAGUGUGUGUCGGCAACUAUGAAUUGGAAAAGACUAUCGGAACAGGCAAUUUCGCUGUCGUAAAACUCGCUACACAUGUUAUAACGAAAACCAAGGUGGCAAUAAAAAUUAUAGAUAAAUCAAGAUUAGACGAAGACAAUUUAAAGAAGACUUUUAGGGAAAUCGCUAUAAUGAAGAGGUUGCGGCAUCCGCACAUAGUUAGGUUAUAUCAGGUUAUGGAGAGUACAUAUACGAUAUAUUUAGUAACAGAAUACGCUCCUAAUGGUGAAAUAUUCGAUCACCUGGUGUCCCGCGGGCGCAUGCCCGAGUCAGAGGCGGCGCGCGCGUUCGCGCAGAUGGUGGCCGCGGUGGGGUACUGCCACGCCAACGGCGUCGUGCACAGGGACCUCAAGGCGGAGAACCUGCUGCUGGAUAGGGAUAUGAACAUCAAGUUGGCGGACUUUGGGUUCAGCAACGAGUACAGCGCGGGCUCCCCGCUGGCCACGUGGUGCGGCAGUCCGCCGUACGCCGCGCCCGAACUGUUCGAGGGCCGACGGUACGACGGGCCCAAGGCCGACAUAUGGUCGCUGGGCGUGGUGCUGUACGUGCUGGUGUGCGGCGCGUUACCGUUCGACGGCGGCACGUUGCACGAGCUGCGGAGCGUCGUGCUCGCCGGCAAGUUCCGGAUACCUUACUUCAUGUCACAGGGUCAGUCUGUUCAUUAGCACUAGCUCAAGAGGCUCGUGCUCGCGGACUAGUUUUAAUGGUUUACUUUUUCUUGAAAUCGAAUAACUUUUUUAAAGACAGGUGUAAUAAAACAGUAUUGUAAUUGUAUAUAUUUUUUGUUGUAUCAGAAUGUGAGCACCUGAUCCGUCACAUGCUGGUGGUGGAGCCCGACAAGCGGCUGUCCCUGCGCGCCGUCGCCAGGCACCGCUGGCUCGCCGCCACACCAGUCGCCACGCCGCCACACGGUCAGUACACCAACACCUCUCAAUGCGCUAGUAUUAUUAUCGACGUUUCUUCAAAUUCAUCGAAAGUAACAAGUAGUUGUCG
Diatraea saccharalis (sugarcane borer) is the source of this 1145-nucleotide messenger RNA. Lineage: Eukaryota; Metazoa; Arthropoda; Insecta; Lepidoptera; Crambidae. The record is from the annotation of a GenBank genome assembly.